AUGGCCUCUCGAUUCUCUUCCAUCACUCUCUUGGCCUCCUCAGUCCUGCUCCUCGCAAUUUUCGCGGCUCCCACUGCUGCUUUUGGGGCUGGCAACAUCGCCUCGAUUGCUCGCAUCGAGGGUCAAAACUGGCGCCAUGGCGAUAUCGAGGAUACACUUCUCAACAUCCUGAUGUCAAGAGCUGCAGGCGGGAAGAAAUUUGGAAAGCUUGAUGUAAAACGCGUCUAUUUUGGCAACUGGCUUCGUGACUAUUCCCAGGCAGUAGACGUCGGUACGGUGAAAUACGUUUCGGCUGAAGCUAUUCGGAUCAUUCUUUGGGUCCUUGGCUUCAUGAGCUUUGGUUAUGGGACGAAAGAAUUCGAAGUGACCAUGGAUCGUCUGGGAUGCUAUCGACCGGAAGAGCACAUUGAUAAUCCAAAAGACUACGCAGAUAACAUAGAUGCCCGCCAAUAUGAUAGGCGCCUUCGUGGACCUGUCGAUGAGCGUCGUGAGCUCUCAGUCAAUCCUCAGACCGGACUCAAAAAUUAUAUUGCUACAGAAGGUAUGGGUAUCACAACAUCAGCAGAACUUGUUCGCAAUCUGUUUGGAAAAAGCAUCGAUCUCGGAAGACGGUAUGCAAGGAGUGGCAAUAAAGCUGAGCUGCACGAAGCUUUACGCCUGUUGGGUACUGGUUGUCACUGCCUAGAAGAUUUCUCGGCACACUCCAAUUACACUGAGUUGGCCUUGCUCGAGCUCGGUGAGCGGGACGUGUUUCCCCACGUAGGUAGAAGGACUACGAUGGAUAUUCAAGGCGCUCGCUAUCCCAUUUUCCCCAUCAUUACUGGCACCUUCGGCGGAGUUGAUUUCCUGCAUUCAGUGAUGGGCGAAUUUUCUGACAAGGCGACCCAGUCGGAGAUUCAAGAACUUGAAGGUACGAUGGCGAACAACCAGCAGAACAACUCGAGUAUCCUACAAGAUCUACUCAAUCAAGUACCAAGCGGCCUGUUUGGAGACAAGGACCAAGCUGGCAAGGCAAAUGAACUCCAAACAAAUGCUACAGCCGCACAAAUGCAACAGACCCACAUCUCCCCACGUCAACCAGAGGCUUGGACUCGACAAUUACAUGAGACUCAGCGUCAGAUCUAUCCAAUCCUUGAAUGGCAUGAUGAGAUGAUGCAGUCGAUCACUGAGGCCAUAGAGAAAAUCCCAGUACUGCCCCAGCUGCUAGAGAAUCUUCAAGAGCAGCUCAACAUCUUCGUCUUUUCUUUACUAGCACCAUUUGUCCUGCCCAUCGUCAAUCAGGUGAAGACUGAGCUGAAUACUGGCUCCUCCGAAAUCAUACAGAGCAGCAAGGAUAAACAAUUAAUUGUCUUCCGUGAUGAUAACUCCAGCGAUCCCACCCAUUCAAUGUUGUCCAAAGAUCAUUUCUCGAAUGUGUUGAAUGAGCCUGCAGGCAAAAUAGCUAGUCAAGUCCUCAAGUGGGUCGUGCCUCAGCUCAUUGCGUGCUGGGACGAUGAGCGUAUUGACAUUGGACGAACCCUCAAUCGCGUUAUUUAUGGCACUUUCCACCAUCCAGCCCUCCGUGACUACGGAGACGAUGGCGCUGUAGAUGGUCGUCGCGGGAUGUUCUCUGUGGUCGAACAAUGGUGGCGCGACCAGAGCGAGCAAGAGCGCCAAGUCCUUCGUGAUCAACUUAGUCGCGAUGGGGUUGAGCAGGGUCGUAAUCACAAACCUGGUGUAAUUGACUCAGGGCAUGGAUGUGGUAAGCCUUUGGGUAUGCCAAACCUAAAAACAGCGCAAAGCUCAGGUGCUGUUGGCGGACUUGCUGGAGCCGGAGUACUUGGAGAGAUAAGCGACGCCCUGACCGGGCAAUCCAAAUAUGACGGCGGCUUUACAGGCGGUGGCGGAGGCAGCUCCUCUGGUGGAGUCGGCAAAUUCGUUGGGGAAGCCGCUGGCGGAGGAGCGAUUGGUGGCAUCGUUGGUGGUAUUGCAGGUGCUGUAGGAGGCGAUCUUCUAGGAGAGGCCUUUGGCGGCUCUGAGACGAAGAAAAAGACUCAUCAAAGCUCUCAAUAUGAGUCCGACGGCUCUUACACUCAGAAUGUCACACAAACAGGGUACACUGCGCCUCAGAGUGGUCACCAGCGCUACGGGUCUGCAGAAUACAGCCAAACAAAUUUCGUGGAAGGUGGUGGCCGUGAAUCCUACCAGCGUUAUGAGCAAGACGACUAUGGUCGUGGAAGUGGGUUUGGCCAAUCCGUCGUUCAAGAGACUCGGCCAACGUAUGGGGGCGGAUAUGAGCAGACGACUGAACAACGCUAUGAACGCCCGGGGGUGAGUGGCAAUCGGAAGUUCGAGUCGAAGGACGUGAAACUAGCUCGAGAUGAUUCUGAUUCAGACGCGGACGACUUGUACAAGCUAAAGAAAAAGCAUCAUAAGAAUCACGACUCUGAUGAUAGUGAUUAUGAGAGACAACGGCAGAGGUUUACGCAGCAGGAGUUUGAAGGGGAAUCUGGAGGUCACGGUGGUGGUGGUGGCUAUGGAGGAGGAUACGAAUCCAGACAGCAGGAAGGGUACGGUGGUGCGUACGAAUCCCGGCAAGAACAAAGUUAUGGCGGUGGAGGUUACGAGUCGAGACAGCAGGAAGGAUAUGGCUCUGGAGGAAAUGAGACCUCGUCUGGAUACGGUGGUGAAGGGUACGGAGGAGGUCGUGAAGAUGAAGAUGAAGGCCGCGGAGGAGGAGGCGGUGGUUUCUUCGGUGGUGAUGGUGGAAGCAGAGAUGAUGAAGACGAAGGGCGUGGAGGGGGAGGUAGCGGAUUCUUUGGGGGUGGGAAUGAGAGUCGAGAUGACGAGAACGAAGGUUACGGUCAACAGAGUUACGACAAUCGCUAUUAG
Molecule: messenger RNA, 2871 nt
Organism: Bacidia gigantensis
Lineage: Eukaryota; Fungi; Ascomycota; Lecanoromycetes; Lecanorales; Ramalinaceae
Exons: 5
Coding region: 1-2871 (956 amino acids)
Source: RefSeq, a predicted model, not a curated record